CGCGGAUGAAAGCCGAGCCGAACGUCCACUUGUACUGGACCGACGUAAACCCUUUUGCUCUCCUUUAAAUUCGAAUCAUUUCCCUCAACUUCUUCACCUAAAUAACUAAACAGAAACAAGAAAAAAAAACUAGCUAGUAACCUAAUAAUUAUGAGAAUUGUCCCUAAAGCAGAGAACUACGAACCGGAGCUUGCGGAGCUUAGCUCCGCAGUUGCUGUUUCCACCGUGAAUAAGAGAAGAAAAGAAGAUGAAAAAGGUUUCAAAAGAUCAGAAAAAUCUGUAAAUGGUUACAAUCUUGACGAAGAAAAUGCUAAGGUUGUCUGUGUAACGGACGGUCUCUCAUUUCUCGGUCGAGCCAUUACAGAACGGCUCUUGCUUCAUGGCUACACCGUCCGCAUCAUCGUCAAUGGCCCAGAUGACCUUGAGAGACUGAGGGUGAUGAGGGAUGAAACGCCGACGUUUCACGGGAGAAUCGAAGCAGUGACUGCGAGGCUAACGGAGACAGAGAGCCUAGUCGAUGCAUUUGACGGGUGUAACGACAUUUUCCAUACUUCAGGCUUCAUAGAUCCCUCCGGCGUCUCUGGCUACUCCAAAUAUAUGGCUGAGAUAGAAGCAAAGGUUUGUGAGAACGUAAUGAACGCGUGUACGAUGACGCGAUCGGUGAGGAGAUGCAUUAUGACUUCUUCCUUAUUAGCUUGCAUAUGGCAAAACGGCACGCAGUUCAGCUCCCCUUCUGUGAUUGAUCACUCUAGUUGGAGCGACGAGUCUCUCUGCCAGAACAAGAAGGGAAGCUCAAAGCAGAGAAAACUGCAUGGAAAAUUGCUGAAAAUAAAGGAUUCAGACUCUCAACAAUAUGUACUGCUCUCAUCACUUCCUGUUAACUUACUUCACCAUAACCCUACACCUACAAUUGCUUAUCUCAAAGGAGCCGAGGAAAAGUAUGGAAAUGGGGUACUAGCCACCGUGGACGUACACACGCUUGCAAAAGCGCACGUGCGAGUAUAUGAGGAAUUGAAUAAGGCAGAGCGUUAGGUAGGUACCUUUGUUUCGAAAAGGUUAUAACGCGAGAAUACGAAGCAGAGGAAUUAGUCUACACAAGAUUCGAGGGGACAACUACUACUACUACUAUUGCUACAGUGACAGAACGACACCGUUUAGCUUGUCAAACAGAAGACUAUCUUCUCUAAUGUCGAAAUCUCCGAUUAGUUGUCUUGAUUAAGACUUGAACAAAUUGAUUAUUCUUUCAUUAUAAUUAUCAGUUUCCUGUGUCCCAAGUAGACAAUUUGUCAUUCUUAUGCUUUGAUAAUUUGAGGGUGUUUGAAAGUGAUUCUCGAGAGAUUGCUUAUUAGAGUGAUGGAUUAUGCAACAAGUGAGUGAUGGAUUAAAGGUAAAAUGUUCCAAUGGGAUUGACCAUUCAAGAAGGCAACGAUAGAACAAUUCAAAACAAUUACUUGAUCGAAAUUGAAAAAGGCUCGCCAUCAAUUGAUAUUAUAAGUACUAUGAUCCAAAAACAAUAUCCAAUGAUCAUUUUGAUAAAAUUACAGUAGACAAAUCUUCAAAAUCUAAUUAAGAGAUGGAUUUGAAAAAUACAAAACUGAAGGAAAAUAGAUUGGAAGAAAAGGUUUAGUGCUCAUAUUCUAUGGGUGUAAUGUGAGUCUAUCAAGCCAAUGGCUUUCAGUACGAGGAAUUACUUUUACAAUCAUCGCACUAAACACAAUUCCAAAUCCAACUUAUAACCGAAAAUUAAGAAAUUGUAUAAAGAAACAAACAGAGGCUCAGAGUUUUGCAUAAUCUGCUCAAGGAAGAGUUUACGAGGCUCUUCUCAUACAAGAGGUGUCAGAAAUAAUUAAGCAUUAAUCAUCCUCGCCCAAAAGAAACCAUUUUUUAAAAUCUCUGCAACAAAUCAAAAGCAAUUAAAAUAUUGAUUUUGAAAAUUACAAACUGAAAGAAAACGAUUAGAAGAAAAAUUGGGAUAGUGCUCAUAUUCUAUGGGUGUAAUGUGAGUCUAUCAAGCCAACGGCUUUCAGUACGAGGAAUUACUUUUACAAUCAUCGCACCAACCCCAGUUCCAAAUCAAACUUGUAACCAAAAAUUGAUAUAAAAAAAGUAUUGAGAAACAAGUAUAAGGCUCAGAGUUUUGCAUAAUCUGCUCAAGGAAGAGUUUACGAGGCUCUUCUCAUACAAGAGGUGUCAGAAAUAGUUAAGCAUUAAUCAUCCUCGCCAUCAAUCAAAUACCAGUAAAAUCAACAGCAAGUAAAAUAUAAAAAAAACCAGCACAAAGAUCUAAAAUCGAAAACUCAAUAACGAAAAAGAAAAAAAAAUGUUGAAAGAAACAGAGGCUCAGAGUUUUGCGUAAUCUGCUCAAAGAAGAGUUUAUCAAGCUCUUCUCAUACAAGAGGUGUCAGAAAUAAUUAAGCAUUAUUCAUCUCCGCCAUCAUCAAAUACUUUCAAAAUCAAUAACAAGAGGAAAACAAAAAACACAAAACUCACAGAGAAGUUAAAUCGAAAGACUCAUUAACGAAAAAGAAACGGCGGAGAAAGAGAUAUAAGAAUUAGGGUUUUGUUUCGG
This is a messenger RNA of Thlaspi arvense, 2569 nucleotides long. Lineage: Eukaryota; Viridiplantae; Streptophyta; Magnoliopsida; Brassicales; Brassicaceae. The record is from the annotation of a GenBank genome assembly.